AUGGCCAUCACAAAAAUGUCAUCUCUUAUAAUACUUUCAUUGAUGAUGUUGACUUUCAUCUAUAUUCCCAUGAUUUCAGGGCAAUUCAGAGGAAUCAAACAGUGUGAGAUGAAAUGUUAUAGCACACCAGAAUGCAAUGCAACAUGCUUACAUGAAGGAUAUGAAGAAGGGAAAUGUCUGAAAAGUUGGGAUGGUGGAGUUGAGUGUUGUUGUCUAGGCCUCCUGGCUAGUUCUCAUCAAGAUAGUUCUCCUAUUUCUAGUCCUCACUAUAUAAUAUUUCAUGGCAUAUGUAUUCUCAAUAUAUGA
Molecule: messenger RNA, 306 nt
Organism: Arabidopsis thaliana (thale cress)
Lineage: Eukaryota; Viridiplantae; Streptophyta; Magnoliopsida; Brassicales; Brassicaceae
Gene: LCR82
Product: low-molecular-weight cysteine-rich 82
Exons: 2
Coding region: 1-306 (101 amino acids)
Cellular component (GO): extracellular region
Source: RefSeq, marked reviewed